AUGGACCCGUCCGGCCACCUCUCCGCGCCGGACGACCGCGCCGUCGGCGUCAUGGUGCAGGCCCUCAUCGGAGGGGGCGUCGGCGCCGGCGCCGGCGCCCGCGCCCACGCCGUGUCGCCCUCCGGCGCGCCUCCGCCCGACAUCAACCAGCCCUGGCAGACGGACCUCUGCGACAUGCUGGACGUCGGCCUCGGCCCGCAGAUCUACAGCGCCGAGGCCGUGCUCAGCUGCGCUCCCAAGGCCGGGAGCCGGAAGGCCGCCAAGCGCGGGGACACCAUCUGGGGCGCCUGGUUCUUCUUCACCUUCUAUUUCAAGCCCCUGCUGUCCGACAAGUGCAAGGACAAGGUCGUCCGGGACAACACCGGCGUCUCGGGGUUCGACAAGUCGGACCUCCGCCUUGACAUGUUCCUGGUGCAGCACGACAUGGAGAACAUGUACAUGUGGGUGUUCAAGGAGCGGCCGGAGAAUGCUCUCGGAAGAUGCAGCUGA
Miscanthus lutarioriparius is the source of this 489-nucleotide messenger RNA. NCBI's taxonomy places the organism in Eukaryota, Viridiplantae, Streptophyta, Magnoliopsida, Poales, Poaceae. The record is from the annotation of a GenBank genome assembly.